AUAUAUAGAGAGAGAGAGAGGGGGGGGGGAGAGAAAACUGCAUCUUUUAGUUAUUUUCUUCAUCAUGUUAAAAUGGAUGAUGGCCCUGAAAUCCUUACUGGUAGUAUCCGCCAUAGCCACCGCCGGAGGUCAUUAUCGCCGGCCGCCGCCGCGCCGAUCCCUUGCGGCGUCACUGUCUAAACAACUCGCCGGCGUCGAUCCCACUUCUCCCCAGCAGGUGCAUGUGUCUUUGAGUGAUGGCAAUGAGAUGAGAAUGAGAAUAUCAUGGAUAACUUCGGCUCCAUCUCCAUCCAUCGUCUUCUACUCUACGGCUAAUAAUAAUACACUAUUAUCCGCAAAUGGAACCACCACUCGCUAUAGUUACCUAAUUCUUUACCGCUCCGGCUACAUCCACCACGUCACCGUCGGGCCUUUGAACGCCGACGCUAUCUACUACUACCGUUGUGGCUCAAUUUCAGCUCGACAGUAUAUAUUCAAAACUCCGCCUUCUCAAUAUCCCAUCAAAUUUGCCAUCACAGGCGACCUUGGCCAGACCGAAUGGACAAGGUCGACAUUGCGGCAUAUAGAAAAGUCGGACUACGAUGUCCUGUUACUGGCGGGGGAUUUAUCGUACGCGGAUUUCUACCAGCCAUGGUGGGACACGUUCGGGCAGCUAGUGCAGCCGUUGGCGAGUUCUCGGGCAUGGAUGGUGUCGCAAGGCAACCACGAGGUCGAGAGAAUCCCUUUCAUCCAUCCCGAGGCCUUUACUUCGUACAAUGCCCGAUGGCUAAUGCCCUACAAGGAGUGUGCCUCCUCUUCCAACCUCUACUACUCUUUCCAAGUUUCCGGCAUCGUCCAUGUCCUCAUGCUCGGAUCCUAUGCCGGAUUCCGUCCGGGCUCCGGCCAAUACUCGUGGUUGCAAGAUGAUUUGGAAAAAGUUGACCGGAGCAAAACGCCGUGGUUGAUUGCAGUGAUACAUGCGCCGUGGUACAAUUCGAACGAAGCUCAUCAAGGAGAGUAUGAAUCCGUUGGGAUGAAGAUAGCCAUGGAGGACUUGCUUUAUCGUGCUCGUGUCGAUGCCAUCUUCGCCGGCCAUGUCCAUGCCUACGAGCGCUUUGUGAGGGUGUACAGGGAUAAAGCAGAUGAAUGUGGUCCGGUGCACAUCACCGUGGGAGAUGGAGGCAACCGGGAAGGCCUUGCUAAGAGCAGGUUUAUGGAGGCAAACAUAAGUGCAUUCAGAGAGGCAAGCUUUGGUCAUGGACAACUUUGGGUCAUCAAUGCAACUCAUGCUCUUUGGACGUGGCAUCGAAACGACGACGAGGACGACAAUGUCGCCGUUGCAUCCGAUCAAUUCUGGCUCACAAAGCUUUCCCGCUGCUCUCCAUAGAUGAGUAAAAUCUUUACUUCAACUCAACUCCAUUUAGCUAGCUAGGUUCUAUGUAAACAAGCUUAUUCCAUAUACUAGCUAGUUUCUUCAAGUAUAUAUCUUAAAAUUAAUAUCUUCAAGUAACUAAGGUUUUAAUUAAUU
Messenger RNA from Andrographis paniculata, 1507 nucleotides. RefSeq names its product probable purple acid phosphatase 20. Bases 65 to 1366 code for a protein of 433 amino acids. The record is from RefSeq and is a predicted model, not a curated record. Gene Ontology annotation, molecular function: metal ion binding; acid phosphatase activity. The transcript is spliced from 5 exons. Lineage: Eukaryota; Viridiplantae; Streptophyta; Magnoliopsida; Lamiales; Acanthaceae.